This is a messenger RNA of Ostreobium quekettii, 511 nucleotides long. The record is from the annotation of a GenBank genome assembly. NCBI's taxonomy places the organism in Eukaryota, Viridiplantae, Chlorophyta, Ulvophyceae, Bryopsidales, Ostreobiaceae.
AUGGGCCGGUUUCAGACCGCGCUGCUGUGGGCAAUGGGGCUGUCGUACGUGGCGGAAGGGGCCAAACUGGGUGCUGCGGCACUGGUGGCGCCCACGGUGACCUGCGAGUGGGGUCUGUCAACUGGCAGGGAGAGCCAGUUAACGCUGCUCAUUUUUUUUGGUGCCCUUGUGGGCUCCUACGCCUUUGGCGUUCUGGCCGACUCCAUCGGCCGCAAGCACACCUAUUGGUACGUGGCGCUGGUGGCCAUCGCAGGCAGCCUGGGCGCAGCCGCUGCUCCCACACUGCUGUGGCUAGCGCCCUGCUUCUUCCUGAUGGGCCUAGUCAUCGGUGGCUCCAACGUGGCACUGGUGUACCUGCUGGAGUACCUACCCAGCGCCCAUAGGGGCCGAUGGGGCGUGAUGCUCGCACUGCCCUGGGCGGUGGGCUCGUUGGUGGGCGCCGUUGCGGCAUGGGUGGCCAUACCCUGGCUCACCUGGAGGGGCUACCUGGCGGUGCUGAAUGCUCCCUAUG